AUGGCGUCCCAGCAGCUGCGGGCCCAGACCCUGCCCCUCUCCCCCGGGGCCCAGGAGCGGAGCUGGCAGCAGCAGUUCGAAGGGGCCUGGGAGCUGGGCCGCAGGGGGGUCCCCUUGCCCAGGGACCCCGACUGGAAAGUCCUGUGCGAGCGCAAGCCCUUCGAGAGGAACCUGCUGCAGAGCCCGAACCCCGAAGGUGUGAACAUUUCGGAGCCAGCUCCUCGCCAGCCACCCAACAGCCCCCGGGGGCCGCUGGAGUCCUUGGGUAAUUUCAGCGGCUGGGCCAUUAGCACCGAGGCGCUCCCUCCCCAGACGGGCGACGAGAAGCCCGGCUCUGCGGCUCCGCGCUUGAGCUGGUGCAUCAAACAGCAGCGGGUCGACCUGUUGGCAGAGGGGCUGUGGGAAGAGCUCCUGGACUCCUACCAGCCGAACAUCACCAUCAUGGACUGGUACGAAGACAGCCGUCUGGCCGAGACCGUGUACCAGCUGCACGUCCGGCUGCUGGCCGCCGACGGGCAGACGCCCCUGCGGGAAUUCCACCACCAGGGCCCCGAGCACGGGGCAUCCCGGGAGAAGAAGAACUGGUGCCAUGUUUCCCACGUUUUCCACGGCUACGGCCCGGGAGCGCGCUACGUCCAUUUCCAGCACUGGACCUUGGACGCCGAGACGCCGGGCGGGCUCUGCCGCACCAGAGCGACAGACAGCAGCGUCUCCGUGCAGCUGCGGGACUGA
Emys orbicularis (European pond turtle) is the source of this 732-nucleotide messenger RNA. RefSeq names its product NCCRP1, F-box associated domain containing (gene NCCRP1). Gene Ontology annotation, biological process: glycoprotein catabolic process; SCF-dependent proteasomal ubiquitin-dependent protein catabolic process. The coding region runs from base 1 to 732 and encodes 243 amino acids. The transcript is spliced from 6 exons. Gene Ontology annotation, molecular function: ubiquitin protein ligase activity. Gene Ontology annotation, cellular component: cytoplasm; SCF ubiquitin ligase complex. The record is from RefSeq and is a predicted model, not a curated record. Lineage: Eukaryota; Metazoa; Chordata; Testudines; Emydidae.